Molecule: messenger RNA, 2564 nt
Organism: Leptopilina boulardi
Lineage: Eukaryota; Metazoa; Arthropoda; Insecta; Hymenoptera; Figitidae
Gene: RabX4
Product: ras-related protein Rab-8A
Exons: 5
Coding region: 157-783 (208 amino acids)
Molecular function (GO): GTP binding; GTPase activity
Source: RefSeq, a predicted model, not a curated record
AUUAAUUUAUUGUAUCAUCGAAUGAGAGAAUUUAAGGGAAAAUUUAUUGCGAAAGGCGCAGGCUUCAAAUCGAUUCCAUCACCCACCUCACACCCCUAAAGAAAAUGUACCGAGUUUGUCGACUCGGGGGUGAUACGACAAGUGAUCAAAGCAAAUAUGGCGCUAGAUUUUGCUGCCACUUAUAAAGUUCUUGUUCUCGGGGACUCUAAUGUGGGAAAAACUUGUAUUGUCCAUCGAUAUUGUGAUGAACGUUAUUAUGACACCUACAUAUCUACAAUUGGUAUCGAUUUCAAACAAAAAAUCAUCAAUCUUGAUGGAACUCCGAUAAAACUUCAAAUUUGGGACACUGCCGGCCAAGAAAGAUUUAGGACAUUAACAACAGCUUAUUAUCGUGGUGCAAUGGGAAUUCUUUUAAUGUACGAUGUCACCAGUCUUGAAAGUUUUAAUCAUCUAUCUUAUUGGCUUCGCAAUAUUCAAGAGAACGCAUCUCCAGACGUCGUUAAAGUUCUUGCAGCCAAUAAAUGUGAUGCUACGUUAAAUAGAGUAGUUGAAGCAGAAAGGGGACAAAAAAUAGCUGAAAAUUUUGAUAUGCCUUUUUUUGAAGUUUCCUGUAAAGAAAAUGUUAAUAUUGAAGAGGCUUUUCUUACAUUGGCGAGAAGAAUACGAGAGCAACGAGGACGAAGGGCAAGUUUAUUCGAGGCUUCAGAAAGAGAGGAUGCCAACAGUAUAAUAAAAGCCCAAUCACCAUCACAGCAAAGUGACUCCUGGAAAUGCUCUUGUUAGCCAAAUUGAUAAUAAUUCAUGAAUUUAAGGAAAAUUUCCUUCACUGCAAAUUCAUCGAAGCUCACAAAAAAGUCAAUUUAAAAUGAUUGACCUUUUUUAAUAUGUGCAAAAAAUAGAAAAUUUUUUAUAUAUUAUUCUCUAUAUAUAUGGUGUUUUAAGAAAAAAAAUCCAAAUCGACAAAAAAAAUAUUCUGCACAACAUAGAAUCAUAUACAAAAUUCUAAAAUUCACAUUUUGAAAUCAUCCCAUUCAUUUUUUAUUUUAAAAUGAAAAUGUCUAAAAUCUGGAAACGAGAGGAAUAUAUAGAUUUAAACCACAAUUUUUAAUGUAUAAAAUAAUUGGAGUGCACAAAAAAAAAUAAUAAUGAAAUUGACAAAUUUCAUUGUAAAGUUCGUAUAAAGAACAUUACGAAAAGUUUUUUUUACGGCUUUUGAUAUUUGCCUUUUUAAGUCGAAUGAAGAAGAAGAAAAAAAAUUUGUAUUUAAAGACAAACAAAUUUUUUUACAUGACAAAAAAAUGUUAUUAGAUGAUUUUUUAAGGCCUAAAAUAAUAUUGAUCCGGAGGCGCGUCUAAGUUACAUUAUAUUUUCGUCAUAUGCGAAUUUAUAAUGUUUAAUCGAAAGACUUCAUCAAGCGCAUUGUGAUUUCCGUCAGAAUUUGAGACUAUUAAGAGAUUAUAUUACCACAAUUAUAUUUUUCAAAAUAUCCAAUUUAUUCCAAUUUUGAAAAUUUCGUGAUUUUUUGAUGAAAUUUUUAUUUAAUAAAAGAAAAAAUAGAAUUGAACAAAUAAUGGAAUUGUUGGAUAUUUUUAAUGAAAAAUAAACAUCUCUUUAUCGAGGACCAUUAUUUAAUUCUCUAAAAGUAAGCAGCGUGUAAUUAUAGAGAAAAUGUUAACACAUUUGUUAAGUGAGUAUAUUUUUAAAGAAAUCAUUUCUUUUUAAUUUUUCUAUCGAUCCUAAAAUUAAUUUUGAAUUUCUAAAAAUUGUAAUGUUUAUUUACAAUUUUAAAUAUAAUUUUUUUACUUGACUCAAAUUUUCAAAAAUUGGAAAUUUAAUUUUUUUUUAAAGUCCAAAUUAAUAUUUGAAAAUUUUUAUUGUAUUACUUUCCUUAAAGGAAAAAAAGCGAGUCGUACAAGUAUUCUAGCAUGUGCUAAUUUAAGACCACCAAACACAAAAUAUUUAAUUAAAGCUUAAGAGGAACGUGCAUUAAUUAAAUCGCACGAUCGCACAACGUACUUUCGUAGUUAGCAUUGUUGUUCUCUUAUAAUAAAACAAAACAAAAAUAAAAAAAAAAUAGAGUCGCAUUUCGUAUCUUCGUUUAUGCUGGCAGAAACACAAAGCCUUUGCCUUUAUUGUGCCUAUAAACGAAUGUAAAAAAAAAUAUAUUAAGCUGCUUUUUAUAAUUAAUAAUCGUACCACAAGCAAAACUUCGGAACAAAACGUCAUAAAUUGGCCUCACAAAAAAAAAAAAAAAAGAAUGUACACUAUGUCAAAGUUAAUUGGAAAAUCUAUAGAAAGCACUAAUUUGUUUUUAUGUUUUUUCCAAUAUUAUAUACGUUAGGAUAGCGAUAGAUAAAUUUUGAUAAGUGUUCAAAUAGAUCAAGGAUUUAGACUGAUAAUUUAAAAUCCCUGAAUUUUGUUGCACACUCUUUUGAAUUGUUAAACCUUAUUAAUUAAUUGUUUAACUAAUUUAUUAGAUUGUUUUGUAUAUUAUUGUCGUAUAUUUACAAUCUCUGUAGAAUAUUGUAGUAGUACAAACGAAUAAUUAAAUUUCUAUAUUACAA